AUGACAUUACUGCAAGAAUUAGAAGUCUUUAACAAAGAGUGUCAUGGUCAAGAAGAACCCUUGGUAAAUCAAAAAGCAAUAAGUCGUGCAACAUCAACGCAAGGACUAGAAGUCUUAAACAAAGAGUGUCAUGGUCAAGAAGAACCCUUGGUAAAUCAAAAAGCAAUAAGUCGUGCAACAUCAACGCAAGGACUAGAAACCUUUAUCAAAGAAUAUUAUGAUCACAAAGAACAUUUGUCAUUAGACUGUGGUGCUCGUCGUAGUCGUUUUUGUGUGCUUCUGUGA
Messenger RNA from Adineta steineri, 285 nucleotides. The record is from the annotation of a GenBank genome assembly. Lineage: Eukaryota; Metazoa; Rotifera; Eurotatoria; Adinetida; Adinetidae.